CCAAGGGAUGUGGGAGUUGGGGGCGUCGCCGCUUCCGCCCACUCAGCCUGUCGCGCUCUGUCUGGCCUGCUGCCGUACAACAAGAUGGCGGCGCUCGCUGGUGGCUGAGCGGCGUCGGGGUAAUUUGCUUCAGGAAGCCUACGUUAUUACCUGCUAUAGUUUCUGGGAGUUGAUUUUUCUCUCUGAAGAGGGGAUCUGUGAUGUCUGUGGUACAUCGGCUGACAGCAGGAUGGCUCCUGGACCAUCUGUCUUUCAUCAACCAGUGUGGCUAUGAGAUCUGUGAUUCCUUUGCAUACACUGGUGAUGUCACUACCAGUACUUCUGUCAGUUCUACUAACGAUCAUCCUACUUCUACAUUUGCUACCACCUCUUCAAGUAAUGGUCCCAGUGAUGCUGUAGAAACAGAAGGUAAAACAGCAAGAACAAGAUAUGUAUUUCGUGAAGAGUUCUUUCACAUUUCUAAGGCCCAUAUAGCUGCAGCUCCUGAGGAACAGCUGUUGCAAGGAAGCCUUGAGUUGAGUUUCACAGAAAUGAAGGCCAGCAGCAGAGCAGAAGAACACCAAGAAGGAACCAAGUGUGGUGUCAAGGAUUCUGUUGCUGGUGCUAAGAAGAAGCGUAAAAGAAAAUGUGUGUUCAACAAAGGUGAACUGGAUGCUUUAGAAUACCAUACCAAGAUCAGAAAAUUCAUUUGGGAAGGCACUUUGCAUUUAGUCCAAGAGGGACUCAAAAGUGGUUUUCUUCAUCGUGCUGCUGCAGCACCCAGUUGUGGGAAGAAUGUUGUUCCUAGACCCGUUGACUGUGGGUUGGCUGAAUUAUGUGAAAUGGCAAAGCAAUUUCCAGCUGUAAAUGAUGGUGAUCAUCAAGCUGUGAAUGUGCUAGAUGAUGAAACCACCACUCCAGAGCAUGACCUGCUUUCAUGUGUUACAGAGAACAACUCAAACUGUGCAAAGAUAGUUGUAUUAAUGGGACAGAAGUACUUGGUGCCACCGAAGAGCAGUUUCCUUUUAUCUGAUAUUUCAUGUUUACAACCCCUGCUGAACUACAAGAAAAAGUAUGAUGUAAUUGUGAUCGAUCCACCAUGGGAGAACAAAUCUGUUAAAAGGAGUAACAGAUACAGCUACUUGUCUUCGUGGCAAAUCAAGCAGAUUCCUGUAUCAGCGCUAGCUGCUCCAGAUUGUCUUGUUGUCACAUGGGUGACUAACAGACAGAAGCACUUACGUUUUGUUAAGGAUGAACUUUAUCCACAUUGGUCUGUGAAAACACUUGCUGAGUGGCACUGGGUAAAAAUUACUAGAUACGGAGAAUUUGUAUUGCCUUUGGAUUCUUUCCACAAAAAGCCCUAUGAAGUUCUUAUACUGGGGAGAGUUCAAGGAAACAUAAAGGAAGCCCUAAGCAGGAAAUCUGAAGAUGUUCUUCCAGUUCCAGAACAUAAGUUAAUUGUCAGCAUACCCUGCAGUCUACAUUCACAUAAGCCCCCCCUCACUGCAGGACCAAUCCAUGACAAGAGCAUCCGAGGAUUCACACAGGGAGUCUGUGACUGGCAGACUUGAUACAAAAAGUCAGAACUUGGUUUGAACCCAAAAAAGCAUUCUCUCUCAUGCUUUGAUGUAUGCUACUUGGAUACAUUUCUGCUUUCUGAUAUGAAUCAUGUCUGAAGAGAUCAAAUCAAACAAUACAGAGUUUAUGAACUGUACUUUUAAGCUACGGAAAUUCAGAAACUUCAAGAAGGAACAGGAGCGAGCGAGAUAUACUUUGGAUAAAGAAAUAUUUUAUUAGCUUUUGUUCUUUCAUCCUCAGUCACAAAAAUGCAACUUAAGAUGUAGUUUUAUUAUAAAUCUUUUUUUUCAGUCUUUUUGCCUCCUUUGUAUCCUUUGCAUUCCUUUAGCCUUUGCUUUUCCUUUGGACAUUUUUGCAUGUACUAUUUUGUGGCUAUUUCCUGAAACCUAGUUAAGAAUUUCUUUGACCUAUCCACAAACUAAAUGGCUCUGUAUAACAAGUGACACAUUUAGUAAUUAAGUGUUCGCAAUAGAAUUUCUCAAGUGAAAUGCUAUAACCAAUCUCUUUUUCUGCCACUUGGAGAAUAAUCAUAAUCAUUGACACAGCUGAUGUUAGCGACAGGCAUCUGUUUAGAUACAGGCAGCAAAUAAACACAAUGAAUUUGAGAUUUAUAUUACUGAAUGAAAGAAGGCAGUUAUAUACAGGUUUCUUUUGUUGAUAAAUUGCUAUUUGGGGAGAAAAAGAAGUCCCUCCAUUUUUAUAGCCCUUCUAAUGUCUGCUUAUUUAAACUGGUGUUUCUUUUACAACAAUUUUCCUCAAAAAUUGGUUUUAUCCCCUUUAAGAUGCAGAGCAAAAGAGCAUGAUCUUAAUCAAGGAAGGUGUCUGUCUGUUUAUUUAUGGAAAUGUUGCCCUUGUGAUGCAGGAGCCAGUUGAGCCUUUAGGAAGUGUUUUGUGGAUAUUUCCAAAAAAUUUAGAACUUUCCCAUGUAGAUGAUGGAAUAAAUCCUCAUUCUCUUCCUCUAAAUGAAAACUAAUAAAUCAAGGCCGUUAAAGGCCUUGACAGUAUUGUUUAGGAUCUCAAGGGCACUCAUUUUAAAUGACUUUCUCAAUACAAAUGGUCCAGUUGUUUGAUUAAACUCUUAGAAUUAAUUUACUGUCUCUUUUGUUUUUUCAAUGAAACAUUCCAUCUCUCAUUUGCUAACAGCACUGGGGAGAUUUUAUUUAUUUUUAUGUUUAUUAUUACUGUUGUUGUUUGUACCUUUGUCAUUGUUAUCCUCAUCUUU
This is a messenger RNA of Lagopus leucura (white-tailed ptarmigan), 2779 nucleotides long. It is a transcript of the gene METTL4, whose product is annotated as methyltransferase 4, N6-adenosine. The record is from RefSeq and is a predicted model, not a curated record. Gene Ontology annotation, molecular function: RNA methyltransferase activity; site-specific DNA-methyltransferase (adenine-specific) activity; nucleic acid binding. NCBI's taxonomy places the organism in Eukaryota, Metazoa, Chordata, Aves, Galliformes, Phasianidae. Gene Ontology annotation, cellular component: nucleus; RNA N6-methyladenosine methyltransferase complex; cytosol. Bases 201 to 1550 code for a protein of 449 amino acids. The transcript has 9 exons.